CGAGUAGUACAUGUUUGCAAAACAGCACUGUUUGUGCAAUGGAGGCUUCUCUGGUGAUUUUAUUUCUCACACUCCUUUCAUAUUCCUUCUGUGCCACUUCGUUGUCACAGUCUCCACUAGCUGUAACGGUGGUACCAGGAGAGACAGUGACUAUAUCCUGUAUUGUGGAAGGUGAUAAGAAUGAACUGAUGAAUCUGCAUUGGUACAGACAAACUGCUACUGGGGUGCAGUAUUUCCCAACUGAUUCUCAUAUCACAGCUAAUCGUUUUGUGCCUUCCCAGCACUCCUCCAUCAGCAAUCUCCACUUUUUGACCAUCACAAGCAUCACGGAUAUGGAUAAGGGUACAUAUUAUUGUGCCCUUUCACAUCCUGUGCGUGGCAGCCUUGUGGACUUUGUCCAAGGAGAGGGCUCAUCGGUCCAUGUGGAAGCUGCAGCAGAGAGGGCUAGUAAUAUGGAUGCUCAUGCAGACAGACUGGCAUGGAUGUGCCAACAGGCUGAAAAGCCUGAAUCAGCACCCACUAUACAGCUUCAUCAUCCUUCAAAACGUGAUUUAUCCUCUGGGAAUAUAGAAAUCAUUUGCAUUAUUAAUGGUUUUGAACAUACUCAUAUAUUUUGGACUGUAGAUGAUGAGGCACCACCUGUAGGUGUAUCAGCAGCUCCUCCUACACUGGAGAAGGAACUUGCCUACACAAAGAUUUUCAUCCCAGUUGAUCUAUUGGCUUCAUAUGACAUCUUUACUUGUACUAUCAAGCGAUACCAUAAUUCAAAAAUACCAUAAUUCCACAAAUAUUUAAAGGUUAAAAGGAAUUACAUUUUCCUCAUGAGCUUGUUUACUAAUGAGUAAUUUACAUACCUUGUUUAUUAGUUGUAUUUAAUCAUAUAAAUGCUUCUAUUCAUGAUGUGAUGUGCAGUUUAAAAAUCUGUUCAUGUUAAUCAUUAAAGUGUUACCAGCAUGUUAAAUUCUAAGUUUUAGAUUCUGGCAGUGAGAUAGUAGAAAUGAUAUGUUAAUGCAUUCUUAAUAUUUAAUCUAUUAUUAAACCAGAUGGUGUAUUAUGUAUUUGUUAUUGAACUGUUCACCACUCUUACUUUAAAAUGAUAAAUAAAAUGCCAUAAAAUACCA
Molecule: messenger RNA, 1121 nt
Organism: Protopterus annectens (West African lungfish)
Lineage: Eukaryota; Metazoa; Chordata; Ceratodontiformes; Protopteridae
Product: Ig heavy chain Mem5-like
Exons: 4
Coding region: 39-779 (246 amino acids)
Biological process (GO): response to bacterium
Source: RefSeq, a predicted model, not a curated record